AUGAUCUCGUCUUUUCUUGUGUCCACCCAUAUUCUUUUUGACUUGAGAAGCGAAAACACCACGCUGGCCCGCGAACGUACGCACCACAAUAUGGCUUCUGCUGCUUCGGCAGAGAAGACGACCGAGGACGGGGGCAUCGACUCUGCGUCCGAAUGCCACGAGUCUGAGCACAUGUUGCUUGACCACGAUAACUACAACGACACCAGGGCAAGUCCCGAAAGACGUGGCCAAAGGUGGAAAGGGUUCUGGCUUCUACCGUCCGGCUUCCUCCUCGUAUCAGUUCUGGCCUUCACGGCUGGCUACCUGUACCGCGAACGCGGAUAUGUCAAAUGCAUGUACCAUUACGACAACCCAGACCUGUUGCCCAAGUCGAUCCUGAGCUACCUCCGCUCCGGCGGUGGGCAGUCCGCCAAGGUCUUUGAGCCGACUUGGCAUAUAGGACAGCCGCCCACGGAGCCGUGGGCGCGCCCUCCCGGCCCCGACGUCGAGGCCUUCUGGGACGAGCUGAUGAGGCCGCACAGCUUCCUCAUCACGCGCGAGGACAUGGUCCGCCUGGGCAAGGACCCGGACAGAUACGUCAGCAUCCCGCCCGACUGGGGGUACGGCGACCGCGUGUUCCCGACGGUGCUGGACACGCACCACCAGAUGCACUGCCUCAACGUGCUGCGCAAGAUGAUCUACCGCCACGUCUACUUCCCCAACAUGACGACCCUGGGCGACGGCGAGGCGCGGCACUGCGACCACUGCCUGAAGAUGCUGUACGAGGGCCUGGCGUGCCACAACUCGUGGGACGUGUUCAACAUGAUCUGGAUCGAGGACUACCCCCACCCGGUCGCCGAGAUGUCGAGGUCGCGCCAGUGCCGCCCGCUGGACGACCUGUGGCGCUUCGCCAGGGAGAACAACGUGAUCGACGACGCGCGUCUGCAGCUGCUGAUGCCGUCCCCGGGCGCCUACGCGCACCCGCAGUUCCCGGGGAACAAAAAGGUGCCCAAGGUGAGCGAGGAAGACCUCGACGAGCAGCGCAAGAAGUUCGACGCCGUGCUGGAGCAGUGGAGAUCGACGGGCGAGAUCCCGCGCCAGGGCGAGUUUGCGGGAGACGCUGUCGUCUAA
Molecule: messenger RNA, 1110 nt
Organism: Colletotrichum higginsianum IMI 349063
Lineage: Eukaryota; Fungi; Ascomycota; Sordariomycetes; Glomerellales; Glomerellaceae
Product: tat pathway signal sequence
Exons: 2
Coding region: 1-1110 (369 amino acids)
Biological process (GO): mycotoxin biosynthetic process
Source: RefSeq, a predicted model, not a curated record